AUGGGCCUUCGCCGUGGUCCCAGCGGCGCCCCAGCCACGGUCUCGAUACGGCCCAUCGCAGCGUCUGAGACGUACCCGCUGCGACACGCCGUGCUCUGGCCCAGCCAGCCCGCGUCUUACGUGCAGCUGCCCGAGGACGUCGAGGGCCAGCACUUUGGCGCCUUCGGCGACGCCGCCAGCCGUGGGGGUGAAGACGUGGGCGCGCCGUCGACGACAGCGGCAGCGGCAGCAGCAGCAGAGCCGCGCGACGAGGAGGACGAGGAGGACGAGGCGGACGUGCCGCAGCGCCUCGUCAGCGUCAUCUCGCUGUUCGUCGACGCGGCGCGGCGCGAGGCGCGCUUCCGCAAGUUCGCGACGGCGCCCGCGUGGCAGGGCCGCGGCGUCGGGUCGGCGCUGCUGGCGCACGCGCUGGACGCCGCGGCGCGCGCCGGCGCCGCGCGCAUCUCGUGCGACGCCCGCCUGAGCGCCCUGGCGUUCUACCGCCGCUUCGGCCUCGAGGCGCCCGCGCCCGCCGAGGACGGCCUGCCCGCCGUCUUCUUCAAGGGCGACGUGCCCUACGUGCGCCUGGAGAAGUCGUUGCUGCCUUGAUGGGUAGGAGGAGGAGGAGGGGGGAGAGAAGGAGUGUGUGUAUGUGUGUGUGGGAGGGAGGAGGGGAGAGGCUUGUGAGUGGGCGAGCGACGAGGCGGUGGACCGGCAGCGAAGCAAUGGCGAGGUAGGUAGGGAGAUACAGGGCGACGGAGAGGCAGACAGGGUGCGUGUGCGAGCGUGAAUGCG
Durotheca rogersii is the source of this 774-nucleotide messenger RNA. RefSeq names its product GCN5-like N-acetyltransferase. The record is from RefSeq and is a predicted model, not a curated record. Gene Ontology annotation, molecular function: acyltransferase activity, transferring groups other than amino-acyl groups. The transcript is spliced from 2 exons. Bases 1 to 588 code for a protein of 195 amino acids. Lineage: Eukaryota; Fungi; Ascomycota; Sordariomycetes; Xylariales; Xylariaceae.